Neomonachus schauinslandi (Hawaiian monk seal) is the source of this 6042-nucleotide messenger RNA. It is a transcript of the gene SCN3A, whose product is annotated as sodium voltage-gated channel alpha subunit 3. Gene Ontology annotation, molecular function: voltage-gated sodium channel activity; protein binding. The transcript is spliced from 26 exons. Gene Ontology annotation, cellular component: plasma membrane; axon; voltage-gated sodium channel complex. Bases 1 to 6006 code for a protein of 2001 amino acids. Gene Ontology annotation, biological process: neuronal action potential; sodium ion transmembrane transport; membrane depolarization during action potential. The record is from RefSeq and is a predicted model, not a curated record. Lineage: Eukaryota; Metazoa; Chordata; Mammalia; Carnivora; Phocidae.
AUGGCACAGGCACUGCUGGUACCCCCGGGGCCUGACAGCUUCCGCCUUUUUACUAGAGAAUCUCUUGCUGCUAUCGAAAAACGUGCUGCAGAAGAGAAAGCCAAAAAGUCCAAGAGAGAACAAGACAAUGAUGACGAGAACAAACCAAAGCCAAAUAGUGACUUGGAAGCUGGGAAGAACCUUCCAUUUAUUUACGGAGACAUCCCUCCAGAGAUGGUGUCGGAGCCCUUGGAGGACCUGGACCCGUACUAUAUCAAUAAGAAAACUUUUAUAGUAUUGAAUAAAGGGAAGGCAAUUUUCCGAUUCAGUGCCACCUCUGCCUUGUAUAUUUUAACUCCGCUAAACCCUGUUAGGAAAAUUGCUAUUAAGAUUUUGGUACAUUCUUUAUUCAGCAUGCUUAUCAUGUGCACUAUUUUGACCAACUGCGUAUUUAUGACCUUGAGUAACCCUCCAGACUGGACGAAGAAUGUAGAGUACACAUUCACUGGAAUCUACACCUUUGAGUCACUUAUAAAAAUCUUGGCAAGAGGGUUUUGCUUAGAAGAUUUUACAUUCCUUCGUGAUCCAUGGAACUGGCUGGAUUUCAGUGUCAUUGUGAUGGCAUACGUGACAGAGUUUGUGGACCUGGGCAAUGUCUCAGCGCUGAGAACAUUCAGAGUUCUCCGAGCACUGAAAACAAUUUCAGUCAUUCCAGGUUUAAAGACCAUUGUAGGGGCCCUAAUCCAGUCCGUGAAGAAGCUUUCUGAUGUCAUGAUCUUGACUGUGUUCUGUCUGAGCGUGUUUGCUCUAAUUGGUCUGCAGCUGUUCAUGGGCAACCUGCGGAAUAAAUGCUUGCAAUGGCCCCCAAGCGAUUCUGCUUUUGAAACCAACACCACAUCCUACUUUAAUGGCACAAUGGAUUCAAAUGGGAUAUUUGUUAAUGUAACAAUGAGUACAUUUAACUGGAAGGAUUAUAUUGAAGAUGACAGUCACUUUUAUGUUUUGGAUGGACAAAAGGACCCUCUACUCUGUGGAAAUGGCUCAGAUGCAGGCCAGUGUCCAGAAGGAUACAUCUGUGUGAAGGCUGGCCGAAACCCCAACUAUGGAUACACAAGCUUUGAUACCUUUAGUUGGGCUUUCUUGUCUCUAUUUCGACUCAUGACUCAAGACUACUGGGAGAACCUUUACCAGUUGACAUUACGUGCUGCUGGAAAAACAUACAUGAUAUUUUUUGUCCUGGUGAUUUUCUUGGGAUCUUUCUAUUUGGUGAAUUUGAUCCUGGCUGUGGUGGCCAUGGCCUAUGAGGAACAGAAUCAGGCCACCUUGGAAGAGGCAGAACAGAAAGAGGCUGAAUUUCAGCAAAUGCUGGAACAGCUUAAAAAGCAACAGGAAGAAGCUCAGGUACUGAUUGCAGCAGCAUCAGCUGCUUCAAGAGAUUUCAGUGGAAUAGGUGGGUUAGGAGAGCUCCUGGAAAGUUCUUCAGAAGCAUCAAAGUUAAGUUCUAAAAGCGCUAAGGAGUGGAGGAACCGAAGGAAGAAAAGAAGACAAAGGGAGCAUCUUGAAGGAAACAACAAAGGAGAGGGAGACAGGUUUCCCAAAUCUGAAUCUGAGGACAGUGUCAAAAGAAGAAGCUUCCUUUUCUCCAUGGAUGGAAACAGACUGAAUAGUGACAAGAAAUUCUACUCCCCUCAUCAGUCUCUGUUAAGUAUCCGUGGCUCCCUGUUUUCCCCACGACGCAAUAGCAAAACAAGCAUUUUCAGCUUCAGAGGUCGAGCAAAGGACGUCGGUUCUGAAAAUGACUUUGCUGAUGAUGAGCACAGUACAUUUGAAGACAGCGAGAGCAGGAGAGACUCAUUGUUUGUGCCGCACAGACACGGAGAGCGACGCAACAGUAACGUUAGUCAGGCCAGUAUGUCAUCCAGGAUGGUGCCAGGGCUUCCAGCAAAUGGGAAGAUGCACAGCACUGUGGAUUGCAAUGGUGUGGUUUCCUUGGUGGGUGGACCGUCAGCUCUAACCUCACCUACUGGACAACUUCCGCCAGAGGGCACCACCACUGAAACGGAAGUCAGAAAGAGAAGGCUAAGUUCUUACCAGAUUUCAAUGGAGAUGCUGGAGGAUUCCUCUGGACGGCAAAGAGCCAUGAGCAUAGCUAGCAUCCUGACCAACACAAUGGAGGAACUUGAAGAAUCUAGACAGAAAUGUCCACCAUGCUGGUACAGAUUUGCCAAUGUGUUUUUGAUCUGGGACUGCUGUGAUGCAUGGUUAAAAGUAAAGCAUCUUGUGAAUUUAAUUGUUAUGGAUCCAUUUGUUGAUCUUGCCAUCACUAUUUGCAUUGUCUUAAAUACCCUCUUUAUGGCCAUGGAGCACUACCCAAUGACUGGCCAAUUCAGUAGUGUACUGACUGUAGGAAACUUGGUCUUCACUGGGAUCUUCACAGCAGAAAUGGUUCUCAAGAUCAUUGCCAUGGAUCCAUAUUAUUAUUUCCAAGAAGGCUGGAAUAUAUUUGAUGGAAUUAUUGUCAGCCUUAGUUUGAUGGAGCUUGGCCUGGCAAAUGUGGAGGGAUUGUCUGUACUGAGAUCAUUCAGACUGCUUCGAGUUUUCAAGUUGGCAAAAUCCUGGCCCACACUGAAUAUGCUGAUAAAGAUCAUUGGCAAUUCUGUGGGGGCUUUAGGUAACCUCACCUUGGUGUUGGCCAUCAUUGUCUUCAUUUUUGCUGUGGUCGGCAUGCAGCUAUUUGGUAAGAGCUACAAAGAAUGUGUCUGCAAGAUCUCCAGUGACUGCCAACUCCCACGCUGGCACAUGAAUGACUUCUUCCACUCCUUCCUGAUUGUGUUCCGUGUGCUGUGUGGAGAGUGGAUAGAGACCAUGUGGGACUGUAUGGAGGUCGCUGGCCAAACCAUGUGCCUUAUUGUUUUCAUGUUGGUCAUGGUCAUUGGAAACCUUGUGGUUCUGAACCUCUUUCUGGCCUUAUUGUUGAGCUCAUUUAGCUCAGACAAUCUUGCUGCUACAGAUGAUGAUAAUGAAAUGAACAAUCUCCAGAUUGCAGUAGGAAGGAUGCAAAAGGGAAUUGAUUAUGUGAAAAAUAAGAUACGGGAGUGUUUCAGAAAAACCUUUUUUAGAAAGCCAAAAGUUAUAGAGAUCCAUGAAGGCAACAAAAUAGACAGCUGCAUAUCCAAUAAUACUGGAAUAGAAAUAAGCAAAGAACUUAAUUAUCUUAAAGAUGGGAAUGGAACCACCAGUGGUGUAGGUACCGGAAGCAGUGUUGAAAAAUAUGUAAUCGAUGAAAAUGAUUAUAUGUCAUUCAUAAACAACCCCAGCCUCACUGUAACAGUGCCAAUUGCUGUUGGAGAGUCUGACUUUGAAAACUUAAACACUGAAGAGUUUAGCAGUGAGUCAGAACUAGAAGAAAGCAAAGAGAAAUUAAAUGCAACCAGCUCAUCUGAAGGAAGCACAGUUGAUGUUGCUCCACCCCGAGAAGGUGAACAAGCUGAAAUUGAACCUGAGGAAGACCUUAAACCGGAAGCUUGCUUUACUGAAGGAUGUAUUAAAAAGUUUCCAUUCUGUCAAGUAAGUAUAGAAGAGGGCAAAGGAAAGGUCUGGUGGAAUCUUCGGAAAACCUGCUACAGCAUUGUUGAACACAACUGGUUUGAGACUUUCAUUGUCUUCAUGAUUCUUCUCAGCAGUGGUGCUUUGGCUUUUGAAGAUAUAUACAUUGAACAGCGAAAGACUAUCAAAACCAUGCUAGAAUAUGCUGACAAGGUCUUCACUUACAUAUUCAUUCUGGAAAUGCUCCUCAAAUGGGUAGCUUAUGGAUUUCAAACAUAUUUCACCAAUGCCUGGUGCUGGCUAGAUUUCUUGAUUGUCGAUGUUUCUUUGGUUAGCUUGGUAGCCAAUGCUCUCGGCUACUCAGAACUUGGUGCCAUUAAAUCCCUACGGACAUUAAGAGCUUUAAGACCUCUAAGAGCUUUAUCCCGGUUUGAAGGCAUGAGGGUUGUUGUGAAUGCUCUUGUUGGAGCAAUUCCCUCUAUCAUGAAUGUACUCUUGGUGUGUCUCAUCUUCUGGCUGAUCUUUAGCAUCAUGGGUGUGAAUUUGUUUGCUGGCAAGUUCUACCACUGUGUUAACACGACAACGGGUAACAUGUUUGAAGUUAGUGAAGUCAACAAUCUGAGCGACUGUCAGGCUCUUGGCAAGCAAGCUAGAUGGAAAAACGUCAAAGUAAACUUUGAUAAUGUUGGCGCUGGCUAUCUUGCAUUGCUUCAAGUGGCCACAUUUAAAGGCUGGAUGGAUAUUAUGUAUGCAGCUGUUGAUUCACGAGAUGUAAAACUUCAGCCUGUAUAUGAAGAAAAUCUAUAUAUGUAUUUAUACUUCGUCAUCUUUAUCAUCUUUGGGUCAUUCUUCACUCUGAAUCUAUUCAUUGGUGUAAUCAUAGAUAACUUCAACCAACAGAAAAAGAAGUUUGGAGGUCAAGACAUCUUUAUGACAGAAGAACAGAAAAAAUACUAUAAUGCAAUGAAGAAACUUGGAUCCAAGAAACCUCAGAAGCCCAUACCUCGGCCAGCAAACAAAUUCCAAGGAAUGGUCUUUGAUUUUGUAACCAGACAAGUCUUUGAUAUCAGCAUCAUGAUCCUCAUCUGCCUCAACAUGGUCACCAUGAUGGUGGAAACUGAUGACCAGAGCAAAUAUAUGACUCUAGUUUUGUCCCGGAUCAACCUUGUGUUCAUUAUCCUGUUCACUGGAGAAUUUGUGCUAAAGCUCAUUUCUCUCAGAUACUACUACUUCACCAUCGGCUGGAACAUAUUUGAUUUUGUGGUUGUGAUUCUCUCCAUUGUAGGCAUGUUUCUGGCUGAGCUGAUAGAAAAAUACUUUGUGUCCCCUACCCUGUUCCGAGUGAUCCGGCUCGCCAGGAUUGGUCGAAUCUUGCGUCUGAUCAAAGGGGCCAAGGGGAUCCGCACGCUGCUCUUUGCUCUGAUGAUGUCCCUUCCUGCCUUGUUUAACAUCGGCCUCCUGCUCUUCUUGGUCAUGUUCAUCUAUGCCAUCUUUGGAAUGUCCAACUUUGCCUAUGUUAAAAAGGAAGCUGGAAUUGAUGACAUGUUCAACUUUGAGACCUUUGGCAACAGCAUGAUCUGCUUGUUCCAAAUUACCACCUCUGCUGGCUGGGAUGGAUUGCUAGCACCUAUUCUCAACAGUGCACCACCUGACUGUGAUCCUGACACAAUUCACCCUGGAAGUUCAGUUAAGGGAGACUGCGGGAACCCAUCUGUCGGGAUUUUCUUUUUUGUCAGUUACAUUAUCAUAUCAUUUCUGGUUGUGGUGAACAUGUACAUCGCUGUCAUCCUGGAGAACUUCAGUGUUGCUACUGAAGAAAGUGCAGAGCCCCUGAGUGAGGAUGACUUUGAGAUGUUCUAUGAGGUUUGGGAAAAGUUUGAUCCCGAUGCCACCCAGUUUAUAGAGUUCUCCAAGCUCUCUGAUUUUGCAGCUGCCCUGGAUCCUCCUCUCCUCAUAGCCAAACCAAACAAAGUCCAGCUCAUUGCCAUGGACCUGCCCAUGGUGAGUGGGGACCGGAUCCACUGCCUUGACAUUUUAUUUGCCUUUACAAAGCGUGUUUUGGGUGAGAGUGGAGAGAUGGAUGCCCUUCGAAUACAGAUGGAAGACCGGUUCAUGGCAUCAAACCCCUCCAAAGUCUCCUAUGAACCCAUCACAACCACUUUAAAACGCAAACAAGAGGAGGUGUCUGCUGCUAUCAUUCAGCGUAAUUUCAGAUGUUAUCUUUUAAGACAAAGGUUAAAAAAGGUAUCAAGUGAAUAUAACAAAGAGGCAAUUAAAGGAAGGAUUGACUUACCUAUCAAAGAAGACAUGAUUAUUGACAAAUUAAAUGGAAACUCCACCCCAGAAAAAACAGAUGGAAGUUCCUCUACCACAUCUCCUCCUUCCUAUGAUAGUGUAACAAAGCCAGACAAAGAAAAGUUUGAGAAAGACAAACCAGAAAAAGAAAGCAAAGGGAAAGAGGUCAGGGAAAAUCAAAAGUAAAAAAGAAACAAAGAAUUAUCUUUGUGAUCAAUUGUU